Molecule: messenger RNA, 16008 nt
Organism: Scophthalmus maximus (turbot)
Lineage: Eukaryota; Metazoa; Chordata; Actinopteri; Pleuronectiformes; Scophthalmidae
Gene: fat2
Product: FAT atypical cadherin 2
Exons: 29
Coding region: 325-13428 (4367 amino acids)
Biological process (GO): homophilic cell-cell adhesion
Cellular component (GO): cell-cell junction; plasma membrane
Molecular function (GO): calcium ion binding
Source: RefSeq, a predicted model, not a curated record
GAUGAGCCUCCUGAGGGAGUGUUGAAGAGUCUCAGCAGCACUUUGGUUCAGAGCCUUUGAAGGCGUUGGAGUUGAAGUUAGUUGGUCACACACUCUCCUGCAACUCCUGCUGCGUGUGUGUGAAUGUGUGUGUUCACCGUUUCUUUUCCUGUGUUUCCACGGACUUCCCACCGGGGCCACACUAUGGGAGGACACCGGCUGUCGGCGUCCCGUCAGAGGAUUCUUAAAGUUCCUGAAGCGUGAGCGGGACAAACGGGCAGGAAUUCCUGGAAGAGUCACCCAACUCGACCUCAGGUCUGAGGAAUCUUCACGGAUGCAAUAAAGAUGGCAGCUUGGGGAACAACACUCCUCGCUUUAGCUGCAGUUCUCCUGCACGUGGCGAGAUGUCAGGGGAUUGUGGGAAAAGGAAAAGACAGCUCGCCACUGAGGUUCACACACCACCUCUACAACGUCACCAUCAACGAGAACUCUGCGCCACGGACGUACGUCGACACGCCGGUGAAGAUGGGCAUCGAAGUGACCGACGUGUUCUGGGAACUCGCAUACGAUGUCGUCUCAGGUGAUGACGACGGCCUUUUCCAAGCAGAAGCGGUCAGAGUUGGCGAUUUCUGCUUCCUCAGGAUCAAAACUCGCAGCAGAAACUCAGCUAUCCUCAACAGGGAGGUCCGAGACACUUACACUGUCACUGUGGAGGCAACAGAAAGCACUUCUAACUUCCAGGCGAAGACAAAGGUGUUUGUCCAGGUGCUUGACACCAACGACUUAAAGCCUCUGUUCGAUCCUGCUUCGUACAACGUGGCCAUUAGUGAGGACACCCCACUUCAGUCAAGUGUGGUCCGGGUCAGUGCCACGGACGCAGACAUGGGGAGCAAUGCUGAGUUUUAUUACUCUUUCACCAGCAGAGCUCAUCCCUUUAUCGUGGAUCCGUUCACAGGCACGGUCAGCCUCGUCAAGAAGCUCAAUCACACCCGGUCGGCGAGAUACGACCUCACCGUUUUAGCCGAGGACAGGAAAAAGAAAAUAUCCGGCGUGCAGAAAUUCGGCAAUGUUGCAAGAGUCACGGUAAAUGUCCAUAAGAUGUCAAAGGGGCCUCCGGUUAUCAAAUCUCCCCAAGAACCCACUGUCUCCGCAGACGGCAGAGUAACUAUCAAUGUCUGCGUGGAAGGCGGAGUUAAGUCCGUGAAAUCCCUUAAUAUUGUUGGAGGGGAUCCACACAAGUGUUUUGAGAUAAUCCCCUCAGGUGUGCAGGGCAGUGACUUCCAAGUGAUCUCUACAAAGAGGAUUAUCUGGCCUCAAACCCCUUCUGGGCUGAAUCUUUCCCUUCAAGCUAAAGAAGGGAGCUCCCCGACUUUACUCUCUCAAAUUACACAAAUCCAAAUUCCGGCGUAUCAUUACAGCCCCUUGGCAUUUUUGGAAGACACCUACAUUGCCACCCUGAGCGAGUUCUCACCUCCCAGAACUCACGUACUGAGGGUGUCCGUCACCUCGGGGCCUUAUAACGUGACCUUUAGUAUCAAAACUAAUCCAGACAGCUCCAAAUUCAAGAUAAAUCCCAAAACGGGGAUUAUUAUCACAACAGAGAAAUUUGACUAUGAGGGAAAGGAUCGAUAUGAGUUUGACGUCAUGGCCAACCACGGCGAAGUGGAGACUCAUGUGGUGGUGGAGAUAACGGAUGAAAAUGACAACGGCCCUGAGUUCACCCAGAGCUCCUAUCAGGCCACGCUGGAUGAAAACAGCCCGGUUGGCAGCAGUGUUUUGAAAGUAGCAGCCGCGGACAAAGAUAGAGGCAAAAAUGGCUUUGUGACUUAUGCAAUUGCCAACUCGGGCCCCUCCCCUUUUACAAUAGACCCGUUUACCGGCAUCAUCUCGACCUCCGAACACUUGGACUACGAACUGAUGAAGCGGCGGUACCACCUGAGAGUCUGGGCUUCGGACAGCGGCAGCCCCUUCAGUCAGGUCAGCGAAUGUCCCGUGACCAUAACUCUGAACAAUGUCAACGACAACGUCCCGCUGUUCGAGAGGGUGGGCUGCAACUCCACCGUGCCUCAAGAUUUACCCGUGGGGCACACGAUCUGCGAGCUGUCAGCCAUCGAUCUGGAUGAGCUGCAGCAGCUGACGUAUGUCAUCGAAUCAGGAAACGAGCUCCAAGUGUUUGACAUUGACUCAGUGUCAGGAGCCAUCGCCCUUAACAAGCCGAUUCCCCUGGGGGCCGGUUCGUUCACUUUGAGAGUUGCAGCCACGGACGGAAAGCAUCACUCCGAAGCCACGGUUGUCAGGAUAACCGUCACGAACAGGGGUGACGAGGCAAUGCUCCACUGCCGGGAAACGGGAAUCUACAAACAGUUGACCGAUAAGCUGAUAGAGUCCAUCAAACCCGUCUUAACCAAUCAAGAGGAAGACAUAUUCUCUGACGUUCACAUCACCAACCGAUAUUCCCCCAAGUUUGACCUGAGCAUUCCCAGUUCCAUUGACCUCAUUGAGGACCAUCCGCUGAAUUCCACCAUUGUUCAGUUCAAGGCGACGGACGGUGACACAGGGUUUAACAGUAAGCUGGUUUACGCCAUAUCAAGCGGGAAUGAAGACAGCUGUUUCUGCAUCGACACUUUCUCUGGCGACCUUCGGUUAGUAUGCCCGCUAGACAGAGAGAAUAAGGAGUUCUACAUUUUGAACGUCACCGUUUACGACCUGGGAACGCCGCAAACCUCCGCAUGGAAAUUCAUCGCAGUGAAUGUCAUGGACGUCAACGACAACCCUCCUGUUUUUGAUCAGCACAGAUAUGUGAUUCGUGUGCCUGAAAACGCAGAAGUUGAUUCUAAAGUUUUUACAGCUCGUGCGAACGACGCGGACGCAGAGACGAAUGGGAACGUCCAGUAUUCCCUGCUGACGUCUACCGACGUGUUCGGGAUUGAUGAACUGACGGGCGAAGUCACCGUGAGGCGUCAUUUGGACCGAGAGACCUCACCCCGGCACGACCUGCAGAUUGAAGCCAGAGACCAGGCCAAGCUCAGCCCUCAGUUGUUCUCCACGAUGGACCUUGUGGUUGUUUUGCAGGACGUCAAUGACAACCGGCCCAAAUUUGUGCCUAAGAUUUACAGAAUAAAAGUUCCAGAAGACGUCCCCAUGGGCACCCUGCUCGUCUGGGUCGAGAGCGUCGACUUGGAUCUGGGCAGUGGCGGCCUCGUCACCUACAACCUCAAGAACACAGAGAGCGGGAUCUUUCACCUCGACGCCUCCACGGGGGCCCUGACCCUCGAGAGGGAGCUGGACUUUGAGAGGCGGCCAUCGUACAACCUGACGGUGCGGGCUGUGGACCACGGCCUCCCUCGUUCCCUCUCGUCGUCUUGCUUCGUGGAGAUUCAGGUUCUGGAUGUCAACGAGAACCUCAACCGGCCGGUGUUCUCACAGUUCGUCUAUGAAGCCGGCGUGAUGGAGGACGCGGCGGCAGGGACGUCCGUGGUAACGCUCACGGCUUCAGACAAGGAUCCGGGCAGAGAUGGAGUCGUCAGGUUCCACAUCCACGAAGGCUCUGGCCUCGGAGUUUUCACCAUCGACGAGGAAACAGGCGUGAUCCGCACAACCGAGACGUUGGACCGCGAGACGACGCCUCACUACUGGCUGUCCGUCUUCGUCACCGACCUGGGGACCGAGCCCCUGAUCUCCUGGACGCACGUCCUCGUGGAGGUGCUGGACGUCAACGACAACGCUCCGGAACUUUCCCAACCGGUGUAUUUCGCGUCCGUCCGGGAGAACGUGGACGAGGUCAAGUCCGUGGCGCAGGUGUUGGCCAGCGACGUGGACACUUCCUCUGAGGGGAAGCUCUCCUACCGGAUGCUGGAAUCUCACCAGACGUAUUUCGACGUCGAUGCCAAAACAGGUGUUAUCAGCACUCUCUCAGCCUUGGACCGGGAGGAUAAACCGGAGCACAGCAUCGAGGUGAUUGUCUCGGACAACGGGACGCCGUCGCUGCGCUCCACCGCCACAGUCGUGAUCCGGGUUCUGGACGCCAACGACAACCGGCCAAAGUUCACCGACAAACUUUUCCACGUCAAGCUGCCCGAGCAGCGCCGGAGGGAGGGCAAACGGGAGGUCUGCAGGAUGGUCGCCCGCGACGCCGACGAGGGAUUGAACUCCGCCGUCACCUACGUGCUCCAGGGCGACUGGGACGAGCGCUUCGAGAUCGACCCGGCGACGGGCGAGGUGACGACGCACGGCGACUUCUGGCCCGGGAACUACAGUAUUCUCACGAUUAAAGCCACGGACGCAGGAAGCCCGUCGCUGUCGUCCACGGCUCGUCUGGACAUCGAGUGGAUCGCCCGCCCGUCCCCGUCGGCCGAGCCGAUCACGUUCGACGAGCCCCACUUCACCUUUGCCGUCAUGGAAACGGAGCCCGUCACCCACAUGGUGGGCAUCAUCAUGACGGAGAUGCGUCCGCUGCGGUGGUUUGACAUCGUGGGCGGCGAUGAGGAGAAGGACUUUGACAUCCAGAGGAACAGUGGAACCAUCUCCAUCGCCCGCCGCCUGGACGCGGCUCGCCGCUCCAACUACAACCUGACGGUGCGCGUCACUGACGGCCACCACAGUGCCACCGCGCAGGCCUACGUCUGCGUGCUGGACAUGAACGAGCACCGUCCCGUCUUCCUGAAGACGCUGUACGAGGUGAGGGUCCCUGAGGACACGUCCCCGUGGAAGGACAUCCUGCAGAUCAGUGCUCGCGACGCCGACACCAACAGUAAGCUGCUGUACUCCGUCCACAGCAGCCUCCACCCCGACAGCACCAAGCUCUUCCACCUGGACCCGAAGAGCGGAGUCCUGGUGAUGACGGAGGAGCUGGACUACGAGAGGAUCUCCUCUCACUCCCUCGUUGUGAUGGUGCGUGAUCAGGAGAUCCCAGUGAAGAGGAACUUUGUGAAGGUGGUGGUCCACGUGGAGGACUGCAACGACCACUCGCCGGCCUUCCUAAGCCCCCGGUACGAGGCCCACAUCUCCAACUUGGCCCCGACGGGCUCCGAGGUGAUCCGCGUCAAGGCGCUGGACAAGGACGUGGGCAGCAAUGCUGACAUCAGCUACUCUCUGCACUCCGGAAACAUCGACCACGUCUUCUCCAUAGAUCCGGAGCUGGGCUCCGUCACCGUUUCUAAACCUUUGGAUCUUCAGCCUCAGGACCAGUUCCACUUGACGGUGAAGGCCACCGAUCAGGGCUUCCCUCAGCGCAGCGACAUCUGCUCCGUCCACGUCUUCAUCCGCAUCUCUGACCAAACCCCGCCCGCCUUCCCUUUGGACGAAUACCUGGCGGAGAUCAGUGAGUCCAGCGCCCUCGGAACGCCGGUGGUCACCGUGUCCGCCUCCAGCCCAGCCGCAGUUCACUAUGCGAUAGACGGUGGCAACCCAAACGGGACGUUCCACAUCAACCUGUACACCGGCUUGAUUUCAACCCAAAGGCACCUUGAUUUCGAGGACUGUGCUUCGUACAAGCUCCGAGUCGCAGCUUCCACCACGGCCGGAGCCUCGUCCAAGACCGUCGUCUACAUCUACGUGAUUGACGAGAAUGACAAUGCUCCCGUUUUUCAGCAGAAGGAGUACUUGGGGCAGAUAAGUGAAUCGGCGAACGUGAACAGCUUUGUGAUGGGAGAAAGAAACACCCCCAUGGUCAUCCAGGCUUCAGACGCAGACCGAGAUGCAAAUUCCCUGCUGGUGUACCAGAUCCUCGAGCCAGACGUCUUGAAGGUGUUUGAGAUCGACUCCAGUAUGGGCACCAUCUCCUUAAUUUCACCCGUGGACUUUGAGGCCCGGUCUGAGUUUCAUUUCAGCGUGCAGGUGAAGGACUCCGGGGAGCCAUCACUGUGCGCGGCAGAGCCUGCCAAGGUCACUGUUCGCGUCCUGGACCUGAAUGACUGCCCGCCACAAUUCACUGCCCCAGUGUACGAGCCAUCCAUCAUGCUCCCAGCUGUCAGAGACGCCGAGGUCGUGCGUGUCACGGCCCGUGACGCCGACUCGUCAGUCUCAUACAGCAUCGCUGAGGGGAAUCUGCACAACGCUUUUUCAAUUCACCCCAAUACCGGAGUCAUCACCGUGAGCAAUGUGUCUGAAUUCAGGACAUUUUAUCAACUGGUUGUCAAAGCCUCCGACGGCCUCUACAAAGACUCUGCCACUGUCCUGAUAAAUGCAACGAACCUGACAGCAAGCGAUCUUGGAUUUGAGCAGAGUGUCUAUUCGACAAGCGUCACAGAAAACCUGAAAACAGUCAAAACUCUGGCGGCACUGAAAGCGACAGGUUGCUUCUUGAACGAGCCUCUUUUGUAUUCUGUGGUUAACCCUAUCGGUAGGUUUGUGGUCUCCCAGACGUCGGGCGUACUUGAAACCACAGGCAUCCCCUUCGACCGAGAGGAGCAAGACGUGUAUGACGUGGUGGUGAAGGUACAAGACACGAGAACACCGCCCAGGACGGCUACAACGCAGGUCAAGGUUUUUAUAGAUGACGUCAAUGACAAUCCUCCGCAGUUUCUCAACCUGCCAUUUUCAAUGAGGAUAUCUGAAGACUCCGAACCGGGAGAUGUUCUGUAUCAAGUAACCGCCAUUGACGGGGAUUUGGGGGAAAAUGGAUCCAUCAUGUACUCACUGGAGGACGACCACGACCUCUUCAGAAUAGAUCCUGACGUGGGCGACGUGUCACUCAAGAGGCCUCUUGACUUUGAAGCCCUGAACAAGUACGUGUUGACAGUCUCAGCCACAGACGAGGGUGGGGAGCCCACUCACAGCACAGGGGCGCGGCUCACUAUUCAGGUGAGGAAUCGAACCAACCCAGUUUUCCAGACUCUUCUUUAUCCGCUGAAAGUCCCUGAGAGCGUCCCGCCGUUCACCACCAUCCUCCACGUCCAGGCCAGAAAUCCAGAGGGCUAUCGGCUCAUCUACAACCUUGAAGAGGAAAACGCCUCCAAACACUUUCACAUUGAUUUCAAAACUGGCGCGUUGACCGUCACCAACCCGCUCGACUACGAGACCCAGACGCUGCACGUGUUGACAGUCCGAGCGACGGACUCUGUGACUGGAACUUUCUCUGAGGCCUCAAUAGAAAUAGAAGUGGAGGACGUGAAUGACAACGCACCCGUUUUCUCAAAGCUAAUGUACAGUGUGAACAUUGCCGAGGGGCUCCCGGUCGGCACUCCGGUGAUACAACUGUCGGCCUCUGACAGGGACUCGGGCAGAAAUAAAGAUUUUGCCUUCAAGAUGGUGAGAACGGAGGGUAACGAGACGGAUUUCUUCGAGAUCGACCCUCACAGCGGCUUGAUUGUAACGAAACAAGUGCUGGAUCAUGAAAACACGAAGCACUUUAAUUUGAAAAUCAAAGCCGCUGACAAUGGCACUGUUCCCCUUGCCGCUGAAGCCAGUGUCUUUGUAAAUGUCACCGAUGUCAACGAUAACCCACCGGACUUCGUCAGCUCGCAGUAUGACGCCACGCUGGAUGAAAUGGCAAAGUGCGGCCACAUAGUCGUCAAAAUCCAAGCUUCCGACCCCGACGCCGGCGACCUGAACAACCUCAAGUACAAAAUCCUCUCCGGAAACGAAGGUCGUUACUUCAACAUCAACGAGUCCUCGGGAAUCAUCUCCUUUUCCAACGUGUGCAAGAGGAACCUGGAUCCUUACUACAACCUGACAGUGGCAGUGUCCGAUGGCGUGUUUCAGAAAACGGCGCCAGUCAACAUUGACAUGAUCCACAGCAACAGGCACAGUCCGGUCUUCAAGCAGAGCAUCUACGAGGCGGAGCUGGCUGAAAAUGCAGAAGCGGGAACCCGCGUGAUCCGAUUAGCCGCCAUCGACCCUGACGACGGGCCGUACGGCAGCGUUGACUACACCAUCAUCAACAAGCUCGCCGAUGAGAAGUUCUCCAUCGAUAAUGACGGGCAGAUCGUUACCACACAGUCACUGGACAGAGAAAACCCAGCCCAGAGGGUCAUAGCCAUUAAAGUGAUGGCAAAGGACGGUGGCGGAAGAGUGGCCUUUUGCACAGUGAAGAUUAUUCUCACCGAUGAGAAUGACAACGUACCUCAGUUCAAAGCGUCAGAAUACCAGGUUUCAAUUCAGUCGACCGUGAACAAAGGGUCGCCCGUCAUUCAAAUCAUGGCUUACGACGCCGACAACGGCAAAAACGCAGACGUCACCUACAGCGUGGACGAGGCCGAGGAGGUGACGGAGGACCUCAUCGAGAUCAACCCUUUCACCGGAGUCGUGAGUGUCAAGGAGAGUCUGGUGGGCAAGGAGAACAGGAUCUUCAACUUCCGAGUCAAGGCUCGCGACGGGAGCCUCCCGUUCUAUAACUCCACGGUCCCCGUUCAGGUCAGAGUGGUUCCCCCCGAGGUUCCUCUUCCCAAGUUCUCCGAGCCUCUCUACACCUUCUCGGCCGCCGAGGACGCCCCCGUGGGGACGGAGAUCGGCUCCGUGCGGGCCGACUCCGACACGCCGCUCAUUUACAGCCUGGUGAACGGGAACACGGUCGAGAGCAACAGAGACAAAGUGUUCAGCCUGGACGAAGACAGCGGGACCCUGCUGCUGCAGAAGACCAUCGACCACGAAAAGACCAAGUGGUACCGGAUAGACGUGCUCGCUCAGGGGAACCACAACGGGACCGACGUGGCGUCGCUGGUGUCCGUCAGCGUGCAGGUCCAGGACGUGAACGACAACCAGCCGGUGUUUGACGCGAGCCCCUACAGGGCCGUCCUGGCUGAGAACAUGCCCGCUGGGACCACCGUUAUUCAGGUGACCGCCAACGACCCAGACACGGAGAACAACGGUCUGGUGACCUACAGCUUGGAGCCGCUGGCCCAUGGCGCCGCCGCCGACGCCACCGACGUGUUUUCCAUCGACGGCGAGAGCGGCUGGAUCACCGCCGUGCGGCAGACGGACUGCGAGGCCGACCGAGUCUUCAGGUUCAGCGUGGUCGCCACGGAUCACGGCGGCGACGCCAAGCUGUCGUCCAGCGUCCUGGUGGAGGUGACGGUGAUGGACGAGAACGACAACCCGCCCAAGUUCUCCGACAACGUGUACCGCGGCUCGGUGGUGGAGGACAGCAGUCCGGGGGAAGUCAUCGUCUCCAUGACGACCACGGACGCCGACGUGUCUCUGGAGAACCGCCUUGUGACGUGUUACAUCACAGACGGGGACCCGCUGGGCCAGUUCGCCAUCAUCCAGCAGGACGAGGGCGAGUGGGGUCUGAUCGUGAAGGAGCGUCUGGACCGCGAGACCAGAGACCGCUACACGCUCAGAGUCACCGCCACCGACGGGAAGUUUGAGGCGCCGGUGACCGUGGACGUCCACGUGCUGGACAUCAACGACAACAGUCCGCUGUGCGAGCAGGUGGUGUACACUGAGGUGGUGAUGGAGAACUCGCCCUCCAGCAAGUUCGUGCUGAAGGUGUCAGCUUCCGAUCCAGACGUGGGAGUGAACGGACAGAUCUCCUUCACCCUCCACGGGCCCGACGCAGACAAGUUCCAUCUCGACCACAGGACCGGCGAGCUGUUCACUCUGGCCGUGUUGGACCGCGAGCGGGACGUGGAAUACAACCUGGCGGCGAAGGCCACUGACGGCGGCGGGCGGUCCUGCCAGGCGGACAUCCUGCUGAGGGUCCAGGACAUGAACGACAACCCGCCGCGCUUCUCCUCCAGCCACUACGAGGUCACGGUGUUCGACAACACCACCGUGCGGACGCCCGUCGCCGUCGUGUACGCCCAAGACCCAGACACUGGCAUCAACUCGGAGGUGAGGUACUCCCUCCUGACGGACGGCGGCGGUUACUUCUCCCUGGACGAGUUUUCGGGGAUCCUGCGGCUGGAGCGACCUCUGACCCCCGACACCCCGCCCACCUUCGAGCUGAAGGUCAAGGCCACGGACCGCGGCCUGCCGCGCCACCUCUACUCCGUCGCCACGGUGACGGUGGACGUGGUCUCCCUGGACGACUACCAGCCCGUCUUCCUGAGCUCCGAGUACACCGCCCAGCACCCAGAAUCCCUGGCGGUCGGGUCGGAGGUGCUGAGCGUGUCGGCCUUCAGCACGGACGGCGGGGCGCCGGAUCCAAUCGCGUAUCGCAUCGUCUCUGGGAACGACGCCGGGCGUUUCCUGCUGGACUCGCGGACAGGCGUCCUCACCCUCGCCGCUCCGCUGGACUUCGAAGUUUCCCGGGAGCACUUCCUGUCCGUGGAGGGGAGUCGCGGCAAGUCGUCGCUCAGCGACAUCACCACGGUUAUCGUCAACGUGACGGACGUGAACGACAACACGCCGGCGUUCGGCCGGGGCGACUACAGCGCCGAGAUCUGGGAGGACGUGACGCCCGGGAGCCUGGUGAUGAAGGUCACAGCCACCGAUCAGGACGGUCCCGUCAACAACCUGCUGCGUUACUCCAUCGUGAGCGGAGACCCUCUGCAGCAGUUCUCUAUUCACCCGCGCAGCGGAGAAAUCACCGUCCGCACCGCCGUGGACAGGGAGGAGAUCCCUCAUUACUCUCUGACGGUGCAGGCGGCAGAUGAAGGAAACCCUCCGCUGUCGUCCGCGGCGCUCGUCACCAUCUCCGUCAGCGACGUCAACGACAACCCGCCGGUCUUCUCCCGGGUCGACCACAGUCUGCUGCUGCAGGAGGGCGAGUCGGUCGGCAGCGGCGUCCUGCAGCUCGUGGUGACGGACAAGGACACGCCGAGGAACGGCCCGCCUUUCUCCUUCCACAUCGUCAGUGGCGACGAGGACCGCCGCUUCCACGUGGACCAGGGCGGCCUGCUGUCGCUCUCCGCUCCGCUCAGGAAGAAGGUCCGAGCGAACCACCAGCUCAAGAUACAGGUGACGGACAGCGGCCUCCCGCCCCUCUCCUCCAUCUGUGUGGUCAACAUCAACGUCACCGAGCAGAGCAGGUAUCCUCCCUCCGUGGUGCCUCUGGAGGUUUUCAUCACCACCUCCGGAGGCCUGUUCGCCAACCGGGUCAUCGGGCGGCUCCACGCCUCGGACCAGGACCCGCAGGACGUGCUGGCCUACAAGCUGGUGUCGGAAACCCCAGACGGAGGAAGGUUCUCGGUCGACCUGGCUGACGGUAAGAUCUGGGCGGACGAGAACCUGGAGGAGGGCUCCUAUUCGCUCAACGUCAGCGUGACCGACGGCAAGUUCAGCGUGUGGACCGGGGUCAGAGUUCACGUGUGGGCGGCCGACCAGAGGUCGCUGGACUCGGGCCUGACGCUGCAUUUGGUCGGGAUGUCGCCCGAGGAGUUCCUGGGAGAUCACUGGAGAGGCCUCCAGCGCAGCCUGAGCGAAGCUCUGGGUUUACCCAGGCAGGAGCUGCACCUGGCCAGCCUGCAGCGGCAGCACGACGCCCAGGCCCUGGAGGCCCUGCUGGUCUGGAGGCAGAGGAGCGGACUCGUCCAGACGCUGCCGACCAGCCGACUCGCAGUCGUGAUCUCCAACCUGGAGGACUCUCUGGGCCUGAGCAUCCCCCGGGUGAGCCACAACGGGUGUCUGGGCUCCAGCUGCCCGCCGCGAGGCUGCAGGAACGCCGUCCGGCUGACGGGUGAGAGGCUGGGCCACUUCAGCACCGCCAGAGCUGGUUACAUCACCCCGCAGCACAGCUGGGAGAGCGUCUGCCCCUGUAACGAGUCGGCAGUGAGGUUCGACGGUAAGUCCUACCUGAAUUAUCUUCACGGGAUGGAUGAAGACGAGCAGCAGUUCAAACUGUCGCUGAGGUUCAAGACGUUCCAGGAGCAGGGCCUCAUCGCGUCCACCAACGGCACCAGCGACUGGGGCGUCUUACAGGUGACCGCUGGAGAGCUGCACUUCGGGUUCCGCUGUGGAAGCUCCGCCCCCGGUUCGCUGCUCGUCAGAUCCGCCGCCGUGUCGGACGGCCGGUGGCACAGCGUCCUGCUGGAGGUCAACUCCACCGGCCUGAGGCUGACCCUGGACCGGCAGCACCCGACCGCCGCCGCCCUGACCGAGCCGUGCCGGAUGACGCGCUCCCACGGCGCCCUGCUCUUCGCCUCGCUCGCCCAGGGCCCUGCGCCCGAGGUCCGCGGCCACGCGCCGGACUUCGACGGCUGCCUGGAGGGCCUGGAGCUCAACGGGCAGCCAAUCAGAGUGGGCGACGCGGCGGAGUGGGCGGGGCCGGGGAGCAGGAGGGCGUUCGGGGUGUACCAGUGCUGCAGCGGGGCGGGCGCCUGCGACAACAACAACCCGUGUCAGAACGGAGGGGCCUGCGAGGAGGACGCCGCCGGAGAGCCGCGCUGCAGGUGUGCGGGACUCUUCCACGGCGCCCGCUGCGAGCUGCCCGACAACCCGUGUGCCUCCCAGCCGUGCGCCCACGGCCGGGUGUGUGUGCCCACGGCCCGCGGCUACAUGUGCAACUGCUCUCGGGACAACGCUGGAGCACGGUGCCACAAUGAGAUCGAGGUCUGUUCGCCGAAUCCGUGUCCCGGAGGAUUUGACUGUAAAGUGACUGACGGCUCCAUCCACUGCGACCCGCUGCCCCAGAAGCUUAAUCCAAUGAUUGGCUACAUGGAAAUCCUGGAGAUCAGUGGCAGCGUGCUGGGACUUCUCUUCCUCGUCAGCGUCUUCGUUUGCGUCAGGAAACGUUACGUUCAGCAGAAGAAGAAAAAGCCCGUGUGCGUCCAGGACUCCAACGGCUAUUUCCACACCAGUCUGGCCAAGAGCCUCAAAGCCGACAAGCGCGAGGUGAGCCCCAUCGAGAUGAGCUCGCUGGUCGGCCCCGUCAACGACCUGGACCACACGCCCUUCAGGUCGCUGCGCCCGCACAGCCAGAUUGGCUUGUCGGGAGGCGGCGACGGGGUUUCCCUUCUGAAGACGCAGGGGCCGGUCGUGUGCAGCGUGGCCCCCAACCUCCCCGCCCGGCCGCCGUCCAGCUCCGACAACGACUCCAUCAGGAAGAACCACUGGGACAUGGACUACGAGGUCUACCCCGCCGACCCCGACUACUACGGCCGCCCGGCCGUGCAGGAGUUCCCCCAGUUCGACAUCGUGGAGGACACCUACGCCAGCUCCGCCGUGGACCCGCGGAGGAACUCCCGAUUCGGCGGCUUCCCGUUCCCGCUGGACCGCUGCGACCGCCGCGCGCCACUGCCGCCGUGCUACAGCAACCAGAACCUGGACGACUUCCUGGGUCCCGACGGGCUUCCCCUCGCCAGCUCGCAGUGCCCCAACGAGUACACGGCCAUCAGCUACUACCCCGCCCAGAACACGCGCAGCCACGACAACGUGUCCGGAGGCUACAAGAGACUCAGCAUGCGCCUGAGCGUGGCCAUGCCGUCGUACGCAGAGCAGGCCGGCCCUCCGCCGCCGCCGCCGAACCCCGCCGAGCCUCAGACGAGACCCGCUGGGGAAAACCCUCGCAGCUACGACGGGUCGAGCAUGGUGGGGAGCGACUACGGGAGCUGUGAGGAGGUGAUGUUUUAGAUGAAGGAAGUAUUUCUCUUAGGGAAGGAGCUUCAAUGCUUCCUUUCCUAUCUCCUUUAGCAUUUAGACACGCCAUUUAGACACGCCAUUUAGACACGCCAUUUAGACACGCACGAACGUAAACGAUUCAAUCUGAAGAAGAAGAAGAAGAAGAAGAGUAUGAAUAUGACCCAGAUGUCAGUUACUGUCACAUUUGAAUCAUAAAACACUGAAACGUGCUGAUGGAGCCGCUGAGGUUUUUGUAGUCCUUGACCCCUUUGACCUCAUGACCUUUUCCCCUGAGGUCGAGGACGAGUAGAGAGGAAGGAGCCCGGAGCUCGUGGAUCCUCCGUCCCUCCGUCUUUAUCGACGGCAGCUUCUUCUCAGACGAGACUCUGUGAAACUCUCGCUGUGAGAAGUGACUCUGAUGAAACUACAGUUCAGAUGUCGUUGACUUGUUUGACGCUUUGUAAAAAAAGAACAGCCCAGAGUCUCGCUGUGCCCGACUAGACGGGGGCAAUUCACAAUUCACUCCUCGACGGGAGAAGUUCAGCGGGAGUUCAUCUUCUUUAUGGAGUGUGUGUGUGAGAGGCCCGUCGAGAGGACGCGUUAUGAGACGGUUGAACAGUGUAACAGACUCGACUGUGUCUCAAAGUCAAAACAAGGCAAAAACUUUUCUUUUUCUUUCAAGCCUCACCAAAAGGAGAAUCUGCGUCUGGGAGAAAAAGAAAGAGGUCCGCUCUCGAAACCAAACCGUCCAAACGACUGCAGCGCCUUCGUUCAGAAACUGAACUGUACAAGGAGGGUGAACAUGCGACAGUGUGACAACAUCCGCAAACGUCUUUCAUCAGGAUGCUGCAGCGUGAAAAUCACUCGCCAGCUCUUUUCCUUUCUGCAAAAUGAGUUUCUGUGCCAGAAAAAAGAAAGAAAAAUGAAUCUAACGUCAAAUCUCGACACAUUAAACGUGACGUCAGGCACAUUUCAUUGCGUCACUGACGAAUCAGCCUCGUGCUGCCCUGCUUUCUUGUUGCCGUGGGUUACGAUGAAGGAGGCUGGAACCUCGGAAAGAGAUUCUUUUUUUUAAAGAUGAAAACCAGGUGACAGUGACGUUGGUCGUGAAGUGGAUGUAUUUGAUCUUUUACUUCUUUAAUCUCUGUUCAUGACUGUACAUUCUGUAGAUGUUUGGGUCUGUGGGCGUCUCGUGGAUUUGAAUGAGCGUGAACCACGUUACAGUGUUUUUUUUUUGUUUCUGUGUUUUGUGAUUCUGCAGCAACUCUUCAUGUGGAGGAGAGAAGUGCAGAAAUGUCUGUUCAGCCAUUUUAAAUGGUGUGAAAUAAUAAAUAUAUAUAUAUAUAUGUAUAUAACUGUCAUAUUGAAUAUUAGAGUCCAUGUUUGGCCUGAACAGCAUUUUUCUAAAAAAUAAAAAAAGAACUGUUUGACAGUGAAGAGCCACGAUAUUCACAAAUAUCAUUUACAUUUCUUUAAGACAGAACGACGUCAAUCUGCUGAUCGCAUAAAAAAAAGAAUUCUGAUUAAAGACAAGGAAAUGCAACAAAUCCUAACAUUUGAGAAAUUGAAUUAGCAAAUAUCUACGCUAUACUUUUUUUUUUACAGAUGACUAUUGUUACGGUCUCUUCAUUUCAUCUUCUUUUCAGUUUAGUCUAAAACGAGUGAACAAUAGUAAUAACAACAAUUACAACAGUCUCCCAAAUUCCUUAUUAAAUAUGAAAAGUAUUGAAUUUAUCAGGCGAAACAGAGAAAAACUGUUUCUGUUAAAUAUCUGAAAGUAUUAAUUUCUCAGUGUUUUCAAAUGAACCAAACCCACGUGUUGACUUUCAUACACGACAUGAUGUUUAGCCGCGACGUGAACCGAACGUUAGCGACGCAGCAGAAAACGUAAUAAUGACAAAAAUAAUAAUAAAACCAAACAGAUGUUUUUAAUGUGUCUGCUCCAAAAACCUUCGGACGUUGAGCUCAGAACUGAUUGGUUCACGCUCUGCGUCGCUAUAACGACCAAUGUCAGCGGGUGAUACUAGUGUUCCAACACGCACGGCCUCGACCGGGACGGUGAGAAAAUAAAAUAAAAUGGUCCCGCUGUUCGGACAGUUUGUGUUCGAGGGGCGAACGUGUGUUUGCUGCUGCUGUGCGGUUGUUACACACACGAGGGAACUGAUACUGGAAAGAUGAUUUAUAUUCUAACGUGUGUUAAAACACAAAAACUCAAGUAACGUUGAAUAUUGUUGUUGUUCAAAUGAAAUGUCUGUUUCUCUGCCGGUGUAACUGAGACUGUUUCCAUUUAUAAUCUCCAGGUGUUGUGUAUAUUAGUCCUGUGUGUGUGUGUGUGUGUGUGUGUGUAGGUGUGUGUGUGUGCGUGUGUGUGUGUCGUCUUGUGCACAAUGUGACUUCAGUUGAAUGUACGUCUGCGUUCGUCUCCACUCAUAAAGUUUUAUUUUUGUAUCAAUGUGGGGCCUCCUCCACGUUCGGCCGCGUUGUUUCUCUGUGAGAGAUUUUUAUUAAGAUCGUCCGUCGUUCUUGUGUUUCUUUGUUUUCAAUAAUGUAAAGAGAAUAUGAAUAAAGAUAUUAUCUUCUAUGAGCACCGGA